CGAACCGCCAUCCCGCGGCCGAGAUUUGAACAUAGCCCGACGAGCCAAUAUGGCCGACGGACUGUCAAUCGGUUGACAUUUCACUCAAUCCUCGUCCACGAAAGGAUGCCAGCGAACGGUUGAUAUCCACGGACGGAAGACGUUCCGCGACCACUGAAAAUUAAUCGGAGGAGUGGCGGCGCAACGACUGGCUCGGAUACAUCGGUACAGUGGCUGACGAAAGUUAAGGUCCAUCGAUGACAGAGUACAGUCUGUAGCAAGACGUAUUAUUACGGUUUUCGAUCGUAACCGUGCCAAAGAGAUAAUUCGAGGGAAAAAAGAUUCUUGAGAGUCACGUUGCAAAAACGGGAAUACCAAAGGACGUUUUAUUCGAUCGAUUAAUGCAAAGUACAUUUAAUGUCAGCGUAAGAUGGGGAACUCUGGUUUGAAACAACAUUACCAGACCGCGAAGAAGACCGGCACGUUAAACAUUUCCCAGAGAAAGCUCGAUGAAUUCCCGCAGAACCUACGUGCCUUAGCACCGUUGUUACGUACGUUGGAUCUAUCCGAGAACAAAUUCGUUCGAAUACCCAGCGAUAUCGAAAGUUUUACGUUGUUAAAACAAUUAAAUAUUAGUCACAAUAAACUAACUGUUUUGCCGGAUGCUCUUGGGGCAUUGGUAAAAUUAGAAGGAUUAAAUGCAGCAUCGAACCAAAUCAAAAGUAUUCCAUGGUCUUUGCAAAACCUAACGCGCUUAAAGCAGGUCAACCUCUCUGGUAAUCAGAUUAUCGAAUUCCCCCUGAUGUUUUGCGAUUUAAAGUUCUUAGACGUGCUGGACGUCUCGCAGAAUCGAAUUACAACUGUUCCGGACGCUGCCGCGGCAUUGCAUGUGGUUGAACUUAACCUCAAUCAGAAUCAGAUAUCAACGAUUUCUGAGAAGCUGGCAGAAUGUCAGCGCCUGAAAACGCUAAGACUGGAAGAGAAUUGUUUACAGUUGAACGCUGUACCUAUUAAAAUUUUAAAAGAUUCAAAAGUGUCGCUGCUGGCUCUUGAAGGUAAUUUAUUCGAGAUAAAGCAACUCGCUGAUCUCAAUGGUUAUGAUAACUAUAUGGAAAGGUAUACUGCGGUGAAGAAAAAAAUGUUUUAAGGAAAAUUGUUAUUACAAAAUGGUAACCUUUUCAUGAAUUGAUUAAUGUGCGCGUAGGUUAUAAAUUAUACAAAAUGUUUGAUAACAAUUAUUAUACAAUUGUUUUGUAAUUUUUCAAAGACGCCACAAUGUAUUCGCGCAAUGAUUGUAUUGAACAUUAACGUUAUUGAAAUAAUGUAAUUUUAUAAACAAAUUAUCUCUAUUAAUUACGUUGAUGAGCCGAGGUAUUAUUAUUCUCCGCAAAUAAAUAAAACGAGUUUCAUUUUCAUAUAAAACAUUUAUUGAUAUUGCAUUCGAUAGAUGUAUAAUAAUUUUUUCGUACUAAACGAUAUCAAUUUUUCAUUUAGUACAAAAUACCGUACGAAAAUAUCGUCUAUUUUUUAUUAGUCAACUUUCAAAACAAUCCUCGGUUUACGUUCUGUAUUUCACCAAUAUUUCUAUACAUAGUUACAAUACAACAAAAUGUACAAAAUCAUACAUGUAUUAAAUAACUUCGUGAUCAGUUUUACAUUUUAAUUAUACCUUAAUUAAUUGCAUCUUUGAAAAAUCGAAGAAGGUUCACGUACAUAAUAAAUUUAUAUAGUACAAAAUAAAUCUUAUAUGUCUACAAACUGUGCUUUAAACAUUUUAGAAAUGUUGUAACCAUUUAUUGUAAUCGUUUGAUAUGAUUAUAGGCAUAUUUCCACCAGUCAAAUUUUAUGAAAAUAAAU
Messenger RNA from Nomia melanderi (Alkali bee), 1836 nucleotides. RefSeq names its product leucine-rich repeat-containing protein 57. Gene Ontology annotation, molecular function: protein binding. NCBI's taxonomy places the organism in Eukaryota, Metazoa, Arthropoda, Insecta, Hymenoptera, Halictidae. Gene Ontology annotation, cellular component: cytoplasm. The record is from RefSeq and is a predicted model, not a curated record.